Molecule: messenger RNA, 628 nt
Organism: Saimiri boliviensis boliviensis (Bolivian squirrel monkey)
Lineage: Eukaryota; Metazoa; Chordata; Mammalia; Primates; Cebidae
Gene: SST
Product: somatostatin
Biological process (GO): regulation of cell migration
Cellular component (GO): extracellular region
Molecular function (GO): hormone activity
Source: RefSeq, a predicted model, not a curated record
GACGGUUGAGAGCACACAAGCCGCUUUAGGAGUCGCGAGGCUCGGAGCCUUCGCUGCUGCUUCCUGAUCCGCGCCUAGAGUUUGACCAGCCACUCUCCAGCUCGGCUUUCCCAGUGCCGCCGAGAUGCUGUCCUGCCGCCUCCAAUGCGCGCUGGCUGCGCUCUCCAUCGUCCUGGCCCUGGGCGGUGUCGCCAGCGCGCCCUCGGACCCCAGACUCCGUCAGUUUCUGCAGAAGUCCCUGGCUGCCGCCGCAGGGAAGCAGGAACUGGCCAAGUACUUCUUGGCAGAGCUGCUGUCUGAACCCAACCAGACGGAGAAUGAUGCCCUGGAACCUGAAGAUCUGUCCCAGGCUGCUGAGCAGGAUGAAAUGAGGCUUGAGCUGCAGAGAUCUGCUAACUCAAACCCGGCUAUGGCACCCCGAGAACGCAAAGCCGGCUGCAAGAAUUUCUUCUGGAAGACUUUCACAUCCUGUUAGCUUUCUAAAUUAUUAUUGUCCAUUCCAGACCUCAGAUCCCUCACCCCCAAAUCCCAUCUCUCUUCCCUAAUCCUCCAAAUCCUCAGCAAGACCCUUGCAUUAGAAAUUGAAAGCUGUAAAUAUCAAAUAAAAUUAUGGUGAAAUUAUGAAAAA